AUGGGAGAUGCCUCUCCGCUUGAGGUCUCUCGGGCUCAUAGGAUCCUGCUUCUCUUCGAGGAACUUGGAGUGCCUUAUGAACUCAAAACACACAAAAGGACCCAAGAAAGACUUGCACCGCCUAAGUUGAAGAACAUUCACCCCUUAGGCAAAUCUCCCGUUGUCACGAUUGAUAUACCAGGCUCGAGCACGCCGAUUGUGCUAUCAGAGUCUUCAGCGAUGGCGGAAUGCUUUUGCGAGUAUUAUGGGAAAGAAACCUCUUUUGUUCCCAAGAGGUACCAAGAAGGUAAAGAUGGACAUAUAGGAGGCGAAACAGAGUCCUGGCUACGCUACAGGAUGCUCAUGCACUAUGCUGAGGGCAGCCUCAUGCCACUUAUGCUUCUAUCGCUCAUAGUUGGGAGUAUUAGGAAUGCUGCUGUUCCUUUCUUCAUCAAGCCAAUCACAAAUAGUAUCGCAAGCAAGGUUGAGUCAUCGUAUAUUCGAAGAAACAUGAGGAACCAUUAUGACUUUCUUGAAGGUCAACUUGAAACUUCCCCUGAGGCUGGAGACUAUCUAUGUGGGAAGGACGCGACGGCGGCGGAUAUUAUGCUUUCAUUCCCACUUGAAGUUGGUCAGACCAGGUCAGGAUUCACGCAUAGUCAAUAUCCUAGGGUCUGGGCGUACAUCGAACGGCUUCAUGAACGAGACGCCUACAAGCGUGCUGUCGCGAAGAUUGCGGACAUUGAGGGUGAAUUCAAGACAACUUCAUAA
Cladophialophora bantiana CBS 173.52 is the source of this 750-nucleotide messenger RNA. RefSeq lists its product as uncharacterized. NCBI's taxonomy places the organism in Eukaryota, Fungi, Ascomycota, Eurotiomycetes, Chaetothyriales, Herpotrichiellaceae. The transcript is spliced from 3 exons. The record is from RefSeq and is a predicted model, not a curated record. The coding region runs from base 1 to 750 and encodes 249 amino acids.